UCCCACAGCUCAAAAUAAAGUGAAACUUCACAACCUUUUCUAUACUAAGAAAGAAAAAAAAAAUCAAGAAAAGCUACAACUUUGCUUUCUUGACCCCCCUCUCAUGCUCCCCACUCUCCUUUCUCCCUUCCCACAUAAUUUCAUGGCAUCUACUCAUUAAUAAACAGAAAAAAAGGUGAUUUUUUUUUUCAAAAACCCUCUUCAAAUUAAAAGGGGUUCCACCAUUGUCCUUCAUUUAUUCAUCUGCCCAAAUCAGAAAGAUUUCAUUUAUUUUUUUAUUUUUUUGGUGUUCUUGAUGGUGAAGAAAUGAGUGCUAAUAAUAAUAAUAAUGGUGGUGCUGCAAAUUCCACAGCUACAAGAUUCAUCAAGUGUGUGACAGUUGGAGAUGGUGCAGUUGGCAAGACUUGCCUUUUGAUCUCCUACACCAGCAACACUUUCCCCACUGUAUGUGUUUUUAUCUUAAAAAUCGUUUCUUUUUCUUCUUUUCUUCUUUCAUAUUGCAUUUUCCUCUCUCAUUUUCUUGAUCCCUCUUUGUGUGUGUUUGGUGAAGAGCUGAAGAAGCAAAUAGGAGCAGUAGCUUAUAUUGAGUGCAGUGCAAAGACACAGCAGAAUGUGAAAGCUGUAUUUGAUGCGGCGAUAAAAGUGGUUCUCCGCCCUCCGAAAAUCAAGAAACACACGACGAGAUAUAAAUCGUGCCGCCUUCUCUAAUCGACGAUUUUGGUGAAAUUUAAAGCUGAGAUCAAUUGUCCUUUUUUUUUUUUUUUUUUAAUUUUUUGUUUUGUUUAUAUUAAUGUUAGGACAAAAUGGAAGUGCUUUGUGUUGUCUCCUUUUGUUAAUUAACCUUCAUUUGGUUUGUUGUAUUGGUUUCAUUUCAUUUGCUCUUCUGCUUA
Molecule: messenger RNA, 890 nt
Organism: Erythranthe guttata (spotted monkey flower)
Lineage: Eukaryota; Viridiplantae; Streptophyta; Magnoliopsida; Lamiales; Phrymaceae
Source: RefSeq, a predicted model, not a curated record